UUAAAAGACAAUUUUUUUAAAUUUCAGAAAAUUUAUCUCAUUUUAAGAUGGUUCGGAAACUAAAAUAUCACGAGCAGAAACUGCUGCGAAAAGUAGAUUUUGUUUCAUGGGAAGCUUCAAAUAAUCUUCACGAGAACAAAAUUAUGAAGCGUUACUGUAUAGAUAAAAGAGAGGAGUACACCCUUUACAACAAGCUGUCAAGAGAAAUCAGAGAAAUUGUCAGAAAGAUUAAAGAUCUUGAUCCUAAAUCUCCGGACAGGGUUGAAAUGAGUGCUGCGUUCCUCGAGAAACUUUACAACAUUGGGCUCAUUCCAACAAAAUGGAAUCUAGAAAACUGUGAUAAGAUAAACGCCAGCAGCUUUUGCAAACGUCGACUUCCUGUUAUGAUGGUUAGGUGUAAAAUGGCCCAGAAUACCCGAGCAGCUGUGAAUAUGGUUGAGGCGGGGCAUGUCCGGGUUGGUCCAGAGAUGGUUCUAGAUCCGGCCUUCCUAGUUCCCAGGAAUAUGGAGGAUUUCGUGACUUGGGUCGACACCAGCAAGAUCAGGCAGCAUGUCCUGGAGUACAGGGAUCUCAGAGACGAUUACGAUGUACACUGUUGAUCAUCAUUUCCUCGCAUUUUUUAAAAUUUUUUCCGUUUCCUCGAGUUUUAUUAAAGUCCCGUGGGAGCAUAUUUUUUAAAUUUUCAGA
This is a messenger RNA of Eurytemora carolleeae, 687 nucleotides long. RefSeq names its product U3 small nucleolar ribonucleoprotein protein IMP3. Bases 48 to 599 code for a protein of 183 amino acids. The record is from RefSeq and is a predicted model, not a curated record. The transcript has 6 exons. Gene Ontology annotation, biological process: rRNA processing. NCBI's taxonomy places the organism in Eukaryota, Metazoa, Arthropoda, Copepoda, Calanoida, Temoridae. Gene Ontology annotation, molecular function: snoRNA binding; structural constituent of ribosome; rRNA binding. Gene Ontology annotation, cellular component: Mpp10 complex; small ribosomal subunit; small-subunit processome.